AAAAAAGCUAAGUACAAAGAUGAACAAGAGCUCAGGGAGGCAACACUCUCUUCGAAAGGCUUCUCACUUGGGUUAGGGAUCGAGAACUUUAGAGGCCUCGAAAUCCUCCAUAAGAAAAGCAAACUACUCUUGAACACUUGCAACCUCUGCCCAAGCCUCCUUCUCCAAGGUCUCCCAUGA
Molecule: messenger RNA, 180 nt
Organism: Ilex paraguariensis (yerba mate)
Lineage: Eukaryota; Viridiplantae; Streptophyta; Magnoliopsida; Aquifoliales; Aquifoliaceae
Source: the annotation of a GenBank genome assembly